AUGUCGGAACCCGAACAUGCUCGCCAAAUCCCCCUAGAGGGAUCAGCUACUGUGAGCACGAACUCUAACUCUUAUAACGAGAAAUCAGGCAACUCUACCGCACCUGGCGCCGCCGGUUACAACGCUCCACCUGGUGGUCCUCCCAAGGACGAACUGGAAGAGCUACAAAGAGAAGCUAACAACCAGUUGGAAACCAAAUCCAAGUCAGAUUUGCUGUUCGUGUCCAUCUGCUGUUUAAUGGUGGCUUUCGGUGGGUUCGUCUUUGGAUGGGACACUGGUACGAUUUCCGGUUUCGUCAGACAAAGCGACUACAUUAGGCGGUUUGGAACCACUCGUGCUAACGGUACAAGCUAUCUUUCCAACGUCAGGACCGGUUUGUUAGUGUCUAUUUUCAAUAUUGGCUGUGCCAUUGGGGGUAUAGUUUUAUCUAGGCUCGGUGAUAUGUAUGGCCGUAAAAUCGGCCUAGUCAUUGUGGUCGUCAUUUACUCCGUGGGUAUCGUGAUUCAAAUUGCCUCCAUAGAUAAAUGGUACCAGUAUUUCAUUGGUAGGAUUAUCUCUGGUUUAGGUGUUGGCGGUAUCACGGUGUUGGCACCGAUGUUAAUAUCUGAAGUGUCUCCAAAACAGUUGCGUGGUACUUUGGUUUCAUGUUACCAACUUAUGAUCACCUUCGGUAUCUUUCUAGGUUACUGUACUAAUUUUGGUACCAAGAACUACUCCAACUCUGUGCAAUGGAGAGUCCCCUUGGGGUUGUGUUUUGCAUGGUCUAUCUUCAUGAUUUUUGGGAUGAGUUUUGUUCCUGAAUCCCCACGUUAUCUGGUCGAAGUGGGUAAAAUGGAUGAAGCCAAGCGUGCUUUAGCAAGGGUUAACAAGACCACUGAGGAUUCACCGUUAGUUACUCUGGAAAUGGAGAAUUACCAAUCUUCCAUUGAGGCUGAAAGACUAGCCGGCUCUGCCUCGUGGAGCGAAUUAGUCACGGGUAAACCUCAAAUGCUAAGACGUACAAUCAUGGGUAUGAUGAUUCAAUCUCUACAACAAUUGACUGGUGACAACUACUUCUUCUACUACGGUACUACAAUUUUCCAAGCUGUCGGUUUACAGGAUUCAUUUGAAACUGCCAUCGUUUUAGGGGUAGUCAACUUUGUUUCUACUUUCUUCUCAUUGUAUACUGUUGACCGUUUCGGCCGUCGUAACUGUCUACUGUGGGRAUGUGUUGGUAUGAUUUGUUGCUACGUGGUCUACGCCUCUGUAGGUGUUACCAGAUUGUGGCCAAACGGCCAAAGUCAACCCUCCUCUAAAGGGGCUGGUAAUUGUAUGAUUGUCUUUGCCUGUUUCUAUAUCUUUUGCUUCGCCACGACGUGGGCUCCUGUUGCAUAUGUCCUCAUCUCCGAGUCCUAUCCUUUAAGAGUCCGUGGUAAAGCAAUGUCAAUUGCCAGUGCAUGUAACUGGAUCUGGGGUUUCCUGAUCAGUUUUUUCACCCCAUUCAUCACUUCAGCAAUUAAUUUUUACUAUGGAUAUGUCUUUAUGGGCUGUAUGGUGUUCGCAUACGUAUACGUAUUCUUCGUUGUUCCCGAGACUAAGGGCUUGACACUAGAGGAAGUCAACGAAAUGUACGAAGAAAACGUCUUACCUUGGAAGUCCACCAAAUGGGUUCCUCCUUCUAGAAGAACCGAGGAUUAUGAUUUGAAUGCUACCAGAAACGACACUAGACCAAUCUAUAAGAGGAUGUUUACUAAAGAGAAGUAA
Messenger RNA from Saccharomyces eubayanus, 1743 nucleotides. It is a transcript of the gene HXT5, whose product is annotated as hexose transporter HXT5. Gene Ontology annotation, molecular function: carbohydrate:proton symporter activity. Gene Ontology annotation, cellular component: plasma membrane. Bases 1 to 1743 code for a protein of 580 amino acids. The transcript has a single exon. Lineage: Eukaryota; Fungi; Ascomycota; Saccharomycetes; Saccharomycetales; Saccharomycetaceae. The record is from RefSeq and is a predicted model, not a curated record. Gene Ontology annotation, biological process: transmembrane transport; carbohydrate transport.